Messenger RNA from Talaromyces proteolyticus, 2142 nucleotides. Its product is annotated as putative sodium/solute symporter. Gene Ontology annotation, biological process: urea transmembrane transport. NCBI's taxonomy places the organism in Eukaryota, Fungi, Ascomycota, Eurotiomycetes, Eurotiales, Trichocomaceae. The transcript is spliced from 3 exons. The record is from RefSeq and is a predicted model, not a curated record. Bases 1 to 2142 code for a protein of 713 amino acids. Gene Ontology annotation, cellular component: plasma membrane. Gene Ontology annotation, molecular function: urea transmembrane transporter activity.
AUGUCGUCUCUCGUGAUAGAUCUUGCGGGCAAGACCCUUAUCUCGCAGGGAACAGCGUAUGGCUUGCUCAUCGGCCUCGGCGUGGUAUUCUGCGGCGUCAUUCUGGCCGCUGUGAAAAUCCAAAGAGUAUAUCUGUCUGAAGACUCGGGCACAUCCGAAAUGUUCAUGGUGGCCAACCGAACAGUCGGAACCGGAUUGACGGCCUCUGCAGUGUUUUCGUCGUGGAUGUGGAUUAAUGAGACUGUGCUGGCUGCGGCCAUGUGCUACAAAUUUGGCCUGGCGGUGCCAAUGUGGUGGGGUUCUGGACUCUGUUUUCAAAUCGCGCUCAUGGCGACUCUCGGCGUGUUGGCUAAGAUUAGGGUUCCGUAUGCCCAUACGUCGCUAGAGAUCAUUCGACAGCGAUAUGGCCGUAUAGGGCAUGUUGUGUUUAUUGUUCUGAACCUAGCGUGUAACAUCUUCGGCUGCUCUUCGAUGAUUUUGACGGGCUCUCAGCUGAUCUAUGGGGUGUCCGGCAUGCACUUCGCUGCGGCUACUAUACUUAUUCCCUUAGGAGUGGUAUUGUACACUGCAGUGGGUGGAUUGAAAGCGACAUUUAUCACUGACUAUCUUCAUACGACGGUUGCUUUGAUUCUGAUCAUUUUCUUCACGCUCUCUGUCCUAACAAACGAAACCAUCGGCGGUCUGGGAGGUCUAUACGAUAAAGUGCGAGCGACUGCGGCAGAGAACUAUAUCGACGGGAACUACCAAGGUUCUCUUUUAACGAUGAAAUCCAAACAGGCUAUCAUCUGGGGCCUCAUUCUCAAGUUCGGAAACCUUGCUCUGGUGGUUAUGGACACUGCCUUUUGGCAAAAGUCAUUUGCGACUGAAGUCAAAGCCACUGUUCCCGGCUACGAUCUGGCAGCAGUGGCUAUCUUUGGAAUUCCCUGGGGACUGGGCACGGUUAUCGGCCUGACUGCGCGAGCCAUCCACAACACUCCAAUCUGGCCUGCGUAUCCUGCCGAGUUCACCACCGCCGAAGUCAACGCAGGACUGGUCAUGCCGUACGUCAUCAAGGCAUUGAUUGGAGACCAGGGUAUAGUCGCCUUCUUCGUGCUUCUUUUCAUGGCCCUCACAAGCACUGUAUCCUCCUCCAUGAUCGCAGUCAGCAGUAUCCUAUCCUUCGACCUGUACAAAACCUACAUUAACCCUAAGGCCACCGACAAACGCCUCGUGCACAUCAGCCAUUUAUCAGUGGUCUUCCACGCCGUAUUCAUUACUGCAUUCUCGCUCAUCCUCAACUACGGCGGCGCCGACAUGACAUGGAUAGGCUAUUUCCGCCCCGUUUUGACCUGCCCUGGUAUUCUGCCAUUGAUAUUCACUCUCUGCUGGAGCGGCCAAACUCGUCUCGCGCUGAUCCUGUCUCCAAUUCUCGGCUUUGCAACCGGCGUCGCGAUUUGGUUAGCUACUGCAUAUCAUUUGUACGGCGAAAUAAACCUGACAACCACCGAGGCCGGUCUGCCUGCUCUAUACGGCGCCAUCGGCUCGUUUUUUUCGCCCGGUCUUUACUCGCUGCUAAUUUCACAGUAUAAGCCGUACAAAUUCGACUGGCGCGAGUUUCUACGCAUCGAACUUGCAGAUACAAAAAAGCACAAUGCUGGGGAAUCAUCUUCAUCAUCGACCAGCUUUGAAGAGAAGAAUGCUUCGCAAUCAGCUAACACCAAAACUCCUAACACCACCAUCAACCCUCUUCCAUCUCACGCCAUAACAUCCACCGACGAACCCACCACCACUACCUCCUCCACCUUCUCCCCUACCCAAACUUCACCCUCAACAAUAAGUCUAGAAGACAUCCGCCACCCCUUUUCCGACGAAACGCUAAAAGAGCUACACCAUUGGUACCGCAUUGCCUGGGCUAUCUGGGUAUUCAUUGUGCUGAUUACCUUUGUUGCGUGGCCCAUGCCACUCUAUCGGGAUUAUGUCUUUACCAAACCAUUUUUUAAGAGCUGGACUAGUGUCGCGAUUCUAUGGCAGUUUGUGGCGUUUUUUGCGGUCGUCGUGUUUCCGUUGUAUGAUGGCCGGAGGCAGAUUGUGGCCGGGGUGACAGGGGUAUGGAGGAGUUUGAGGGAGUAUAUCAGAGGGGUUGGGCAGGGGGGAGUGGAUUAA